UCUUUCCCUUUCUCUCUCUCGCUCAGCGAGAGCACUGUGCCUCCUUUCCCAGAUGGCAGCCGGCAGCGCCAUGCAGCCUCCCGUUCCUCCUCCUCCUCUCCCUCCUCUCCGGCUCUAAGUUAAUGCCAUGCUGCCGCCGCUGCUCUUCCCGGCACUGCUGGCCGCCUGCCUGCCGCCCUGCCAGGGCUGGAGCCCCUCGGCGGCUGCCAGCGGGCAGGAGGAGCAGGAGCAGGAGCUCUUCUUGCCCCCUGCCAACUCCUCCUCCCGCUCCUUGGCCAGCCUCGAGAUGGACCUCGACGGGGCAGCGAGCAAAGAAGAAGGCAGCACCGACAGCCCGGGCACGCCGGCGGCCCCUAGCCAAGAGCCUUUCCCUUCCGCUCCCACCACCUCCGGGCAGGAGCAGCCGGGGCAGGAGCAGCAGGGGCAGCAGCAGCAGCAGGGGCAGCAGGGGCAGCAGCAGCGUCCCCAGCCGCAGCCCGCCGAGGACCCGCACUGCAACAUCAGCGUGCAGCGGCAGAUGCUGAGCUCGCUGCUGGUGCGCUGGAGCCGCCCGCUGGGCAUCCAGUGCGACCUCCUGCUCUUCUCCACCAACAGCCACGGGCGGGCCUUCUUCUCCGCCGCCUUCCACCGCGUGGGGCCGCCGCUGCUCAUCGAGCACCUGGGGCUGGCGGCCGGCGGCGCCCAGCAGGACUUGCGCCUCUGUGUGGGCUGCAGCUGGGUGCGGAGCCGGCGGGUCGGGCGGCUGCGGGGCGCCGCGCCACAGCCACAGCCCCCCGCCGCCGCCGCCUCUUCCUCCUCCUCUUCCUCCUCGCUUUCCUACCCGCCGGCGGCCGAGCCCGGCCAGUACUGGCUGCAAGGGGAGCCGCUGAAUUUCUGCUGCCUGGAUUUCAGCCUGGAGGAGCUGAAGGGCGAGCCGGGCUGGCGGAUGAACCGCAAGCCCAUCGAGUCCACCUUGGUGGCGUGCUUCAUGACUCUGGUCAUCAUCGUGUGGAGCGUGGCCGCCCUCAUCUGGCCCGUGCCCAUCAUCGCCGGGUUCCUGCCCAACGGCAUGGAGCAGCGCCGCGGCACCGCCGCCAACACCGCCGCCGCCGCCGCCGCCGCCAAGUAGCCUCUCCCGGGGACCCCUUUCCCUUGGCCUUGUGCCGCGGAGGGACGCGGGACGGACUCUGUCGUGUUUUCCUUGUUCGCAGCGUGCCACAGGUGCGCGGCGGGACGUGGGGCCGCCUGGGCGCCCGCUCCGGCCCUGAGGGCAGCGGCCCCGCGGGAACCAAAUCAGAUGUGUUUUAUAUCUUUAAUAGCCGUUUUAAACGAACCUUUUAGUAAAAAAAAAAACCCCAAAAAGCAACAGCAAAAAACCACCUAACAACCCUCCUCUCCCCCCCACCCCCAAAACAGGCAAGAAAAAGCCCCCCCCUAAAAUUUCAAUGGAGGAAAUCAAAGACCCUCCUAUUUGGCUGCAUUUGUUGUCAGAGUAGCGUUUUUGUAUGGGAUGUGGUUUGAACGGUUUUUUCUUUUAUGGACAGAAAGGGAUGUCUCUCUUUGACAGAAUGGAGAACUGUUGCGGUAUAUAUAUUGUUAUUGCUGAAGCUGAACUUUAAUGGACCUUUCACACUGUAUUUCCUGGUUGAGAUAGUGUGUAUUUAUUAUUGUAGCUCGGCGUUAUUUGGCUUUUAAUACAGAGGUUUUCUUUCUGGAGCCACUGUAGCCUUUUGUUGGUCUGUUUCCUCCACGGUGGAACAGAGGGUUUGGCUGGCCUUCCUGUCUGCGAACCUGCCACGAAGCUCCUUUCCCCGUGAAAUGGUGUUAUAGGGCUGUUGGUGGCGAAAGGAGAAUCCCAAACCCUCUCUGACUGGUGUUUGCCCUAUCUGUGCAGCAGAUGUGGGUCUGUAUGCCUACUCCAGGGCUGGGUGGAGAGGGAUGGGGAGCACAGUUGUGCUAGAGAUCCUCCAAAGCAAUUUUAUCUGCACAGCUCCACAGACUAUGGUUUUCUACUCGGUUUGAGGUUGGGACGCUUCAGUCCUGGGAAGAUGAGGCCCAUUCUGAGUUGUGCUAAACAGUGUGGGGCAAGUCUCUUGACUUCCUCAAAGUUCGUUCCUCAGAACCAGCUUAGAUGCAGUGUAUUUGUUGGAGACACAGUAAUACUGUACCUCUUUUUCAUCUACCAGUCUGCAGGGUUGCUCACAGCAAGUCUGUGGGGUGAGAAGGCAGGCGCUGCCACUCCAGAACUAGAUGCCAGCUGCUGCUGUGCAAGCAUGCAAAGAAGAAAUGUUUCUUCUCUCUUGUUUGAGCAGACAGUUGUGUAGCCUGAAAUAUCAUUUGUUGUAUACUUCCAACUGUUUAGCCUUAUAAAAAGUUGUUUCAUUUGCCUUAGACAUGAUUAGUCCAGCUGAAGUUUCUAAAACCAAAAUACGAGCUAAGUGACAAAUAUUUGCAAUAGGAAUUCUCUCUUUUUUUUGUCAACAUUGAUGUAUUUAAUUUGCAAGGAACGCAUGAAUUUGCUUGGGGCUAAUUUGGUGUAUUCGUAAUGUAUGGUGGAAAUGACUGGAUGAAAAGUCUGGAAGGAUUAAGUUCUUUAAUAGUCCCAUAUUUUUAAAUUGACAACAAAAUAAAAUAAAUGCAUGCUC
Prinia subflava (tawny-flanked prinia) is the source of this 2624-nucleotide messenger RNA. It is a transcript of the gene TMEM158, whose product is annotated as transmembrane protein 158. The transcript has a single exon. Gene Ontology annotation, molecular function: peptide binding. The record is from RefSeq and is a predicted model, not a curated record. The coding region runs from base 128 to 1108 and encodes 326 amino acids. Lineage: Eukaryota; Metazoa; Chordata; Aves; Passeriformes; Cisticolidae.